AUGUCCAUCAAAAUCCCCGAUACAUACACACAUUUUAAGCUGCCGACCCUCAGCUUCGCCCAUCACCCGGCAAGCUCCCCCACAGUCACGCCCGUCAUCGUUCUCAAGCUCGACCGCCCCGAAGCUCGCCAUGCGUUCACCGAUGAGAUGGCCAGAUCGCUCAUCACCGCCUACGACACCCUAUCUGCAGAUGACCGCGUGAGAGCCAUUGUGCUGACGUCCUCGGACGAGUCCAACCGCUUCUUCUGCGCCGGCAUGGACUUCAACGCUGCCCAGCACGAGCCCGUUGUCGAAGAGACCGUCACUUCGCACCGUGACGGUGGCGGCACCGUCAGUCUUGCCAUGCACCGCUGCACAAAGCCCAUUGUUGCGGCGAUCCGCGGCUCUGCUGUGGGCGUGGGUAUCACACAGACCCUCCCUGCUACCAUCCGCGUGGCUAACAAGGACGCAAAGAUUGGCUUCGUCUUUGGCCGCCGCGGAUUCUGCAUGGAGGCCUGCAGCUCCUUCUACCUGCCUCGCUUGAUUGGUACGAGCCGUGCCAUGCACCUGGUUAGCACAGCUGCUGUGUACCCAGCUUCACACAAGCUGCUCGAUGGCUUGUUUAGUGAGGUUGUCGAGGCUCACGAGGUUGUGCCUACAGCGUUGAGGCUUGCGCAGGAAAUCGCAGACAAUGUCAGCCUUGUCUCCUUGCAAAUCAUGAAGGCUAUGAUUAACCAGGGCCCUACAUCGGCUGAAGAAGCCCAUUUGUUGGAGAGCAAAAUGUUCUACACUCUGUACAGAAGUCAAGAUGCCAAGGAAGGUGUCCAGAGCUUCCUUGAGAAGCGUCCGCCAAAGUUCACUGACACCAUUCAGCAGAACGCACCGCAGUUCUACCCGUGGUGGUCGCCCUUGGACGUCAAGGCGAAGCUCUAA
This is a messenger RNA of [Torrubiella] hemipterigena, 912 nucleotides long. NCBI's taxonomy places the organism in Eukaryota, Fungi, Ascomycota, Sordariomycetes, Hypocreales, Clavicipitaceae. The record is from the annotation of a GenBank genome assembly.